UUUAAAGGCCAGGGACGUUCAGUUUCUCUUCCGUUUCGGAAACUACAAACAUCUCCCAAAAUCUCUAUAGUCGACCGAAAGCCACACUACAAUUUUAUGUCCGUUAUGAAAAUGCAACAAGGAGUGCCGAGUUUGGCUGUCUGUAUAGCCAUUGUGGAAUGUAUACUGAUAUGCAAUUGCGCGGCAUGGGUCAUUUUCGAUCCUGUCCCACCGCCGCGGAAAACCGACAGCAGCAUUAAGGACAAACAGAUCUUGCGGAUAUGGACAGCUCUACUGCAGUCCCUGCCGAAAAAUAACACCUCACAGUCGCAGAUAGUGUUGAAUCCCACCAAUGCCAAUCAACGCCAACGUAAUCACGUGCUGUUACGGGCGGCCAGUGAGUUUCUAGCAAAGCAGAACCCCAAGUCCCCUUCGCUUUACUUCAGUCCGCCACAAAUGUUAUAAUAGCAUGCAGGAAUUACGAUGUCGGGAUUCCUAAUCCGCAGCAACCUUUCAGUGGCUGGUUUCCUUGACCUCCAUUAAUAUGGGCCUUCAAACCGGUCGUCAACAAACCUCCGUCAUGUGACAAGAGCGCAUCAUAUAUGGUCCUUACCGUAGCCCUAUAGUGAUUCCAGUUAUAACAUUGUAAAUUGGCCAUCUAUCUUUUUGGCACAAAAUUACACAUGCUUUUUAACUCUACUGAGACGUUCGGUAGAACAGAAAUCAUUUUGUUUUUUAGUCAUGCGUUAGGGGAUUAUUCCACCUGAAAUUCGUGCUAAAAUAAAGCAUUGACACGUAACCUUUUUUGUGCUUAAAAUAAUGCAUGAUUGUUAGUCCAUGUUAAUUUAUAAGCAAUUGAUUCAUGGGUCCAGAUAUUACAGUUUGCAUCAGCGACAGCAGCCUAAUA
Molecule: messenger RNA, 886 nt
Organism: Paramacrobiotus metropolitanus
Lineage: Eukaryota; Metazoa; Tardigrada; Eutardigrada; Parachela; Macrobiotidae
Exons: 3
Coding region: 97-444 (115 amino acids)
Source: RefSeq, a predicted model, not a curated record